This is a messenger RNA of Symphalangus syndactylus (siamang), 3959 nucleotides long. RefSeq names its product thyroid peroxidase (gene TPO). Gene Ontology annotation, molecular function: calcium ion binding; iodide peroxidase activity; heme binding. Gene Ontology annotation, cellular component: membrane. Lineage: Eukaryota; Metazoa; Chordata; Mammalia; Primates; Hylobatidae. The record is from RefSeq and is a predicted model, not a curated record. Gene Ontology annotation, biological process: response to oxidative stress; thyroid hormone generation.
AAUGAGAGCGCUCGCUGUCCUGUCUGUCACGCUAGUUAUGGCCUGCACAGAAGCCUUCUUCCCUUUCAUCUCGAGAGGGAAAGAACUCCUUUGGGGAAAGCCUGAGGAGUCUCGUGUCGCCAGCAUCUUGGAGGAAAGCAAGCGCCUGGUAGACACCGCCAUGUACGCCACGAUGCAGAGAAACCUCAAAAAAAGAGGAAUCCUUUCUCCAGCUCAGCUUCUGUCUUUUUCCAAACUUCCUGAGCCAACUAGCGGAGUGAUUGCCCGAGCAGCAGAGAUAAUGCAAACAUCAAUACAAGCGAUGAAAAGAAAUGUCAACCUGAAAACUCAACAAUCACAGCAUCCAACGGAUGCUUUAUCAGAAGAUCUGCUGAGCAUCAUUGCAAACAUGUCUGGAUGUCUCCCUUACAUGCUGCCCCCAAAAUGCCCAAACACUUGCCUGGCGAACAAAUACAGGCUCAUCACAGGAGCUUGCAGCAACAGAGACCACCCCAGAUGGGGCGCCUCCAACAUGGCCCUGGCACGAUGGCUCCCUCCAGUCUAUGAGGAUGGCUUCAGUCAGCCCCGAGGCUGGAACCCCGGCUUCUUGUACAACGGGUUCCCACUGCCCCCGGUCCGGGAGGUGACAAGACAUGUCAUUCAAGUUUCAAAUGAGGUUGUCACAGAUGAUGACCGCUAUUCUGAUCUCCUGAUGGCAUGGGGACAAUACAUCGACCACGACAUCGCGUUCACACCACAGAGCACCAGCAAAGCUGCCUUCGGGGGAGGGGCUGACUGCCAGAUGACUUGUGAGAACCAAAACCCAUGUUUUCCCAUACAACUCCCGGAGGAGGCCCGGCCGGCCGCGGGCACCGCCUGUCUGCCCUUCUACCGCUCUUCGGCCGCCUGCGGCACCGGGGACCAAGGCGCGCUCUUCGGAAACCUGUCCAUGGCCAACCCGCGGCAGCAGAUGAACGGGUUGACCUCAUUCCUGGACGCGUCCACCGUGUAUGGCAGCUCCCCGGCCCUGGAGAGGCAGCUGCGGAACUGGACCAGCGCAGAGGGGCUGCUCCGCGUCCACGCGCGCCUCCGGGACUCCGGCCGUGCCUACCUGCCCUUUGCGCCGCCACGCGCGCCUGCGGCCUGUGCGCCCGAGCCCGGCAUCCCCGGAGAGACCCGCGGGCCCUGCUUCCUGGCCGGGGACGGCCGCGCCAGCGAGGUCCCCUCCCUGACGGCGCUGCACACGCUGUGGCUGCGCGAGCACAACCGCCUGGCCGCGGCACUCAAGGCCCUCAACGCGCACUGGAGCGCGGACGCCGUGUACCAGGAGGCGCGCAAGGUCGUGGGCGCUCUGCACCAGAUCAUCACCCUGAGGGAUUACAUCCCCAGGAUCCUGGGACCUGAGGCCUUCCAGCAGUACGUGGGUCCCUAUGAAGGCUAUGACUCCACCGCCAACCCCACUGUGUCCAACGUGUUCUCCACAGCCGCCUUCCGCUUCGGCCAUGCCACGAUCCACCCGCUGGUGAGGAGGCUGGACGCCAGCUUCCAGGAGCACCCCGAUCUGCCUGGGCUGUGGCUGCACGAGGCCUUCUUCAGCCCAUGGACACUCCUCCACGGAGGUGGUUUGGACCCACUAAUACGAGGCCUUCUUGCAAGACCAGCCAAACUGCAGGUGCAGGAUCAGCUGAUGAAUGAGGAGCUGACGGAAAGGCUCUUUGUGCUGUCCAAUUCCAGCACCUUGGAUCUGGCGUCCAUCAACCUGCAGAGGGGCCGGGACCACGGGCUGCCAGGUUACAAUGAGUGGAGGGAGUUCUGCGGCCUGCCUCGCCUGGAGACCCCCGCUGACCUGAGCACAGCCAUCGCCAGCAGGAGCGUGGCCGACAAGAUCCUGGACUUGUACAAGCAUCCUGACAACAUCGAUGUCUGGCUGGGAGGCUUAGCUGAAAACUUCCUCCCCAGGGCUCGGACAGGGCCCCUGUUUGCCUGUCUCAUUGGGAAGCAGAUGAAGGCUCUGCGGGACGGUGACUGGUUUUGGUGGGAGAACAGCCACAUCUUCACGGAUGCGCAGAGGCGUGAGCUGGAGAAGCACUCCCUGUCUCGGGUCAUCUGUGACAACACCGGCCUCACCAGGGUGCCCGUGGAUGCCUUCCAAGUCGGAAAAUUCCCUGAAGACUUUGAGUCUUGUGACAGCAUCCCUGGCAUGAACCUGGAGGCCUGGAGGGAAACCUUUCCUCAAGACGACAAGUGUGGCUUCCCGGAGAGCGUGGAGAAUGGGGACUUUGUGCACUGUGAGGAGUCUGGGAGGCGCGUGCUGGUGUACUCCUGCCGGCAUGGGUAUGAGCUCCAAGGCCAGGAGCAGCUCACCUGCACCCAGGAAGGAUGGGAUUUCCAGCCUCCCCUCUGCAAAGAUGUGAACGAGUGUGCAGACAGCGCCCACCCCCCCUGCCACGCCUCCGCGAGGUGCAGAAACACCAAGGGCGGCUUCCAGUGCCUCUGUGCGGACCCCUACGAGUUAGGAGACGAUGGGAGAACCUGCAUAGACUCCGGGAGGCUCCCUCGGGCGACUUGGGUCUCCAUCUCGCUGGCUGCUCUGCUGAUCGGAGGCCUGGCAGGUCUCACCUCGACGGUGAUUUGCAGGUGGACACGCGCUGGCACUAAAUCCACACUGCCCAUCUUGGGCGGAGGAACUCUGCAGCUGAGAUGCGGGAAGCACCGGGCCGUAGGGACCUCACCGCAGCGGGCCACAGCUCAGGACUCGGAGCAGGAGAGUGCCGGGAUGGAAGGCCGGGAUACUGACAGGCUGCCGAGAGCCCUCUGAGGGUAAAGUGGCAGGACACUGACUCCUACAGAACAGCUUCGUGCUCCCAAAAUCACCUUACGACUGUUUUCCAAACACAGGCAAAUCCAAAAUCACCAGGACGACUGUUUUCCAAACAUCUAGCACCAUGUUGUAACUACUCUUAGGCAUGGAUGAAUAAAUAUUAUAACUGCAUUUGUCUGGCCUUUUCUUGUAAACGUUGCCUGAUUUGUUCCUUCUGGGGCUUUGCCAUUAGAAUGUAUUUACAGAUUACACAUCUUUAUUUUGCAAACCCUGGAAGCACUACCCUUGCCAUCAUCCUAUCUCCACCUUCUGGCAUCACUGACACCGUGCUCGUCUGCACUCUGCCCUGGCGGUCCCACACGCCCUGCCCAUCACCAGGUGUCCACAGGGCCUGCAUGUGGCUUCCCUCUUCUCCUGGGAAGAGCACUCCUGGCUUCCUGCAGGGCCAGUGGGAGGAGGAAAGUGAUUCUGAGGGAGAGGCUGGAGCCUUAAGGACCAACAAGGCAAAGUGACUUGACUUGUCUCAUCCUCCAAUACAUGAGCCUCAGACCCCAGGCUUCUGCCUCCAGCAGCCACCCUGCUGUGCGCUGCUCUCACCCCUCCUCAUCCCCCUCACUCACGGGGAACACAGCCCAGUGAUCCCGGAGGAAACUCCCUCCCUGACUCACUCAGCUAGGCAGUCUGGGGGACACCGUUAGCCAUGUCGUCCCUGUAAAGCUGCCGUCCUCAUUUCGCAUUUGAAGCAGCUGAAUUCCAGAGUGCUGGAUCCCAGCCCAGGCAGCCCUCAGCCUCAGCCAAGGAAGUAAGAGUCCUUCAGCAUUGAAAGCACACUCAGAUGCAUCUGACCUGGAGUUCCACCUGCACUAAGGGAAGAGAGUAGUAACUAAUUCAUGGAUAAAACAGACCAUCGAGGCAGCACUUAAUGAUCUCACCCACGAAUGACAACAGUGGCAUAGGAGGGCUAUGAACGUUUUGCUUCAGGAUGUUUUAUUUUGCUCUAGUGUUAUGUAGAGAAAGCAUGGUUUGCUUUUUAUAACUUUUGUAACCCCAAAAUACCUGACUGUUGUUUUCCCUUGGUGCUAGGCCAUCCUGUUCUAAGUGUUCCCAAACUCUUAGUUUUGUUCAUGUAAAACUCAUGAUUUCAUAAUUAAUAUUAAAA